AUAUUUAUAACCCAACUUUCCGUUCGCCAUUGAUCUGGAACAAAAAUGUGGCUCUUUAGAUUUCUGGUUUUGCUCUGUUUUACCUUCCUUCUCCUGCCUAGUGCUCAAGGAUGGAGCAAAGAAGGCCAUGUCCUAACAUGUCAAAUUGCCCAGGAGCUCCUGAAUCCAGAGGCAACAGAGGCAGUUCAAGCUCUGCUACCUGAAAGCGCCGGCGGGAAUCUCUCGGCCAUGUGUGUAUGGGCUGACCAAAUCCGACGCUGGUCUAAAUACCGGUGGACCAGUCCCCUUCACUACAUCAACACGCCGGACAAUGCCUGUUCUUUCCUCUACAAAAGGGAUUGCCAUAACACUGCCGCCCAGCUCAACAUGUGCGUCGCCGGUGCCAUUCGGAAUUUCACCACUCAGCUCACUGCCUUCCCAAAACAAGGCCCCGACGCUAAAAAUAACUUGACGGAAGCGUUACUGUUUUUGUCGCACUUCGUUGGGGAUAUUCAUCAGCCACUGCACGUGGGAUUCACGAGCGAUGAGGGAGGGAACACCAUAGAGUUACGGUGGUACCGCCACAAGUCCAACCUGCACCAUGUAUGGGAUAGGGAAAUUAUUCUUACAGCCCUGGCAGAUUACUACGACAAGGACACAGGCCUCCUCCUAGAAGACCUACAAAGGAAUUUAACCCAUGGAAUUUGGAGCGAUAAUGUUCCGACAUGGGAGCGUUGUGUUAAUGUUAAUUCAUGCAUAAACAAUUGGGCUGAGGAGAGUAUAAAAUUAGCUUGCACGUGGGCAUACGAAGGGGUUGAAGCUGGCAUGACUUUGUCAGAGGAUUACUUCGAUUCAAGGUUGCCAAUUGUAAUGGAACGAUUGGCCAAAGGUGGGGUCCGGUUGGCCAUGCUUUUGAACCGGGUUUUUUCUGAAAACCCUAAAGGAGGAUUCGGCUCCUCAAUUUGAUUAAUUUGACAACGCAUUUUAAUAUUAGCCAAUAAUUGUAACAGUUCACACAGUUUGACCAUAGGGAUGUAUUCAUAAUUUUCAUAACUUUACUUAAAAUAGUUUAAUGUACCUAAAUUAAUGUCUA
Molecule: messenger RNA, 1072 nt
Organism: Cucurbita maxima (winter squash)
Lineage: Eukaryota; Viridiplantae; Streptophyta; Magnoliopsida; Cucurbitales; Cucurbitaceae
Product: endonuclease 1
Exons: 8
Coding region: 46-945 (299 amino acids)
Biological process (GO): DNA catabolic process
Molecular function (GO): endonuclease activity; nucleic acid binding
Source: RefSeq, a predicted model, not a curated record